AUGCCACAGCUCACGGUUGUUAAAGAUAAUCCAAGAAAAGUUUCUGUUGUCGUCUCUGAGGCUGUGAAAGAUGCGAAACAACACCCUCGUCAAGAGCUUCCAUUACACUUGUGCGUACAUAGGUUCGCUUGUUGUUGUUGUCUUUCUCCAACUCUAACAAGAAAUUAUUACACACCAUCCAUGAUGUUUUUAGUGACAGGAUGUCUGAUAACAUCAGAGAGUGUGGAAGUUCGAAAGAAUUUACCUGGAAAAUAUUUGGAAGUUUUCUUCUCAACACCAUUUACAGCUCACUAA
This is a messenger RNA of Clunio marinus, 294 nucleotides long. The record is from the annotation of a GenBank genome assembly. Lineage: Eukaryota; Metazoa; Arthropoda; Insecta; Diptera; Chironomidae.